This is a messenger RNA of Phalaenopsis equestris, 417 nucleotides long. RefSeq names its product probable xyloglucan endotransglucosylase/hydrolase protein 33. Lineage: Eukaryota; Viridiplantae; Streptophyta; Magnoliopsida; Asparagales; Orchidaceae. The annotation marks the transcript as partial. The record is from RefSeq and is a predicted model, not a curated record. The transcript is spliced from 3 exons. Gene Ontology annotation, biological process: carbohydrate metabolic process. Gene Ontology annotation, molecular function: hydrolase activity, hydrolyzing O-glycosyl compounds.
AUUUGAGUUAUCAUUUGAAGCCAAAAAAGCAAAAAACAGUGAGACAAUAUGGAAGUCUGCAAUUACAGCAAGCAGCAGAAGCUGUGGCUGUUGUCAAAAAUGGUUGUUUGUUGUGUAAUUUGUGCAGAGUCGGUGCGUCACGGGCUAACGCCGCCGAGCACUACGAAGCUGACGGAGCUCUUCCCACGACAUGGGUAUGAGGACAAGUUCUUAGAUUUUUAUGGGGGGAAGAAUGUGCAGAAGGUGAAUAAUGGCUCUGCUGUAAAUCUCCUGCUUGAUAAGUCUUCAGGGUCGGGUUAUAGGUCGAAGGAUGUAUAUUAUCAUGGUUUUUUCAGUGCUGCCAUCAAGCUUCCUUCUGGUUUCACGGCUGGAGUUGUGGUGGCCUUUUAUAUGUCAAACAACCAAGUAUUCAGUAAA